This is a messenger RNA of Paramecium sonneborni, 3425 nucleotides long. Lineage: Eukaryota; Ciliophora; Oligohymenophorea; Peniculida; Parameciidae. The record is from the annotation of a GenBank genome assembly.
AUGUCUGAAUCAGAAAGUAAGUCAAUAAAAAAAGCGCAAAAAUUAUAAGGAAAAUUAUCAAGAAGCCAAAUGUUGGAGGAGAAAUUUAAAAUGGAAGAAUAAUUAAAAGAAAUAAGAGAAUAAUAUGGAAAUUUACCUGAAAAAAAAGCUGAGCCAAAAACAAAUACUCAAUAUAGAUGGAAUUAUAUCCUAAAUGAAAUGGUAUUAUUUUGAUUGAUAGUAGAGUGAAAUGUAAUAAUAUAUGUCUAGAAGACUUGAAUGUUUUAAAUUUAAGACAAAGAAAUUAGCAGAAUAAGCAAUUAAUAAAAGGUUAAAAUAUUACGAGGCAAUAAAAGAAAAAGAGAGGGUAAAAGUGAAAAUAAUAUAAAGAAUGAAGAAAAGAAUUAAUUUAGGCAAUUACAAAGAGUAGCCAAAACAGUUUAGAGAGAAUACUGGAAAUACGUGUGGUAAAUAAGAAAACAAGUGUAAUAAUUUAAGGAUGAUAAAAUAAAAGAGGAGAGUUAAAAAUAGAAAUUAGGAGAUAUAGUUACAAGAUUAAAAGAAGUAACAGAAGAAAUUGGAUAGAAAUUAUCAUAAUAUUAAAAUGCAUAAUAAGAGGAUGAAAUAAAUUUGAUACCAAUAGAGAAAUUUAAAACACUUUAUUUUGAAUUAAAAAGAAGAUAAAAUGCAUGGCCAGGGUUUAAAAAAUAAAUUUAAUCAGUUUAAUCAAGUAAUAAUAUAAUAUGAAUUAAAGAUAUUGUUAUUGAUUUAAUAAAAGUAGGAUAAGAUAGAUAUGAAAUAGCAAAAGUAGAAUCUAAAGAUGAAGAAGUCGAUGAGAGUAUUUUAGAUGCAGAUAAAUGUUUAAAAAUAUUAAAGAAAUCUAAAUAAUUUCCAUUUUUAUUUGAAGCGGAAGAUAGUAAAUAAAUAAUAGUAAUAAAUUAGGUUUAUUGGAGUAAUAACCAUUUUUAUUAAAUGGAUAAUUAAGAAUAUAUUAAUUAGUAGGAGUUCAUUGGAUGGCUAGUUUACAUUAAUAAUAAAUGAAUGGAAUUUUAGCAGAUGAAAUGGGUUUAGGAAAAACAAUUUAAACAAUAGCAUUAUUAGCAUAUUUAGCAGCAAAUAAAUAAAUUUGGGGUCCUCAUUUAGUAAUAGUUCCAACAAGUAUUUUGAUGAAUUGGGAAAUUGAAUUUAAAAGAUGGUGUCCUGCUUUUAAAAUAAUGACUUAUUUUGGUUCUCCUAAAGAGAGAAAAUUAAAAAGAUAAGGAUGGAGUUAAUUAAAUAGUUUUCAUGUUUGUAUAACAAGUUAUAAAAUAGUUAUUUAAGAUAGUAAAGUAUUUAAAAGAAAGAAAUGGUAUUAUAUGAUAUUAGAUGAAGCUUAACAUAUUAAGAAUUUUAAAUCUUAAAGAUGGUAAGUUUUAUUAAAUUUUAAUACAAGAAGUAGAUUACUUUUAACAGGAACCCCUUUAUAAAAUGAUUUAGGUGAAAUAUGGAGUUUACUUCAUUUUUUAAUGCCAUCUAUUUUUGAUAGUCAUUAGGAUUUUUUAUAAUGGUUUAUGAGUAUAGAAAAAGCAAUUUCAGAAAAUAAAACAAUUUCAGAAGAAGUUUUAAGAUAAUUACAUGAUAUUUUAAGACCUUUUGUUUUAAGAAGAUUAAAAAAAGAUGUAGAGAAAUAAUUACCAGAGAAAAGAGAAAUUAUUGUAAAAUGUGAUUUAUCUAGAAGAUAAAAAUAUUUAUAUGAUGAAUUUAUAUAAUCAUCUGGAAAUUUUGAAAUAUAAGGCACAGAUUUUGUAUCAAUAAUGAAUAAAGUUUAAUAAUUAAGAAAAGUGUGUAAUCAUCCUGAAUUAUUUGAAUAAAGACCAGUAGAAUAACCAUUCUUCUUUCCUGCUCUAAAAUUUACAUAUCCUAAAAGAAUUUAAAUUAAUUUAAAGUAAUCUCCAAUAUUAUUAAAUAUUUAAUGGCUUAAAUAAAGAUUUCCAUCUUAAGAAGUAUUAUAAUAUUAUUAAAAUAUAAUUGAACAAAGAAUUAUGAAUAAAAAAACAUCAAAAUUUGGUAAAAGAUGGUUAGAAAUAGAGAAUCAAUAAUUAUAAUCUAGAUUUAAAAUGAAUAUGUAAAAUAGUUAUUUGAAGAUUAUUUUUUAUCAUGCAUUAUUGACUUAUAAUCCAGAAAUUCUUAAUUUUUGUAAAGAAAAGAUAAAAAGUUUUUUGAUGCCAACAGUAGAACAUCUACUUGAAAAAAUGCAAGAUACAGUUAAUGAAUUUAGUUGUGUAAUUAGAAAGGUUGAUGCAUUACCUUAAUAAAUUUAUUAUAGUCCUUAUCAAUAAUAAUAACAAGAUUCUAUUCCAUAAGGAGUUGAUUCUUUAUUUUAUAUGAUUUAGAAAUAAAGAAUGCUUUUUCCUAAUAAGAAAUUGUUAAUAUAUGACUGUGGUAAAAUGAAUACAUUAGUGUCUUUAAUUUAUAAAUUAAAAUCAUAGAAUCAUAAAAUUAUCAUUUUUACUUAGAUGACUAAAAUGCUUGAUAUUUUUGAAGCUGUAUUAUCAUUAAGUAAAAUUUCAUAUUUAAGAUUGGAUGGAUCAACUCCAGUAGAAAUGAGAUAAAAGAUAGUUGAAAGUUUCAAUUAAUUAAAUAUUACAUGUUUUAUCUCAUCAACAAGAAGUGGAGGAAUAGGUUUAAAUUUAACUGGAGCAGAUACAGUUAUAUUUUAUGAUACUGAUUGGAAUCCAGCAAUGGAUAAAUAAGCUUAAGAUAGAUGUCACAGAAUUGGUUAAGUUAGACCAGUUACUAUAUAUAGAUUAAUAACUAAUUCUACUAUUGAAGAAAAUAUAUUCUUAAAAUCUUUAUAAAAAAGAUAAUUAGAUGAUUUUGUUAUGUAAUCUGGUAUGUUUAGUCCAGAAUAAAUAUUAAAAUCAUUUUAACUUUUUGAUGAUGAUAAAAUGGAUUAAGCUAUGAGAUAAGUUGAAGAUAAUGAUGAUAGAUAAGCUGCUUAGAAAGCAAUAAUUGAAGAACAAAACUAUUAAAUGAAUGGAGCAGAAGAAAUUGAAGAAAUUGAAAAAGGAGAUAAUAUGGAUUGGUUAAUUCCAACUUAAUUACCUCCUAUUGUUAAAUAUGGAUUAAAGAUGAGUGAUUGUAUUGUUAAUGAUAAUGCAGAAAUAUAAAAAUUACAAGAUGAAAUGGAAAAUGAUGAAGAAGAAGAAGAUGAUGGAGAAAAUGAUUAAGUAGAUGAUGAAUAAAAUCAAGAUGAAUAAGAUGAAGAUGAAUAAGAUGAAUAAAAUGAAUAAGAUGAAGAUGAAAAUGAAGAUGAAUAAGAUGAAGAUGAUAAUGAAGAUGAAGAAUUAUAAAAAAUUGAAGAAGAUUAAAAAUAAAAUAAAAAAAAAAAGAAAAAAAGUAAUAGCAAAAGUGUUGAUUAUUCUGAUUCAGAAAACCAUGUUUUUUGUGUUGAAAAUAAAAAAUGA